This is a messenger RNA of Diospyros lotus (date-plum), 702 nucleotides long. RefSeq lists its product as uncharacterized. The record is from RefSeq and is a predicted model, not a curated record. The transcript is spliced from 3 exons. NCBI's taxonomy places the organism in Eukaryota, Viridiplantae, Streptophyta, Magnoliopsida, Ericales, Ebenaceae. Bases 262 to 438 code for a protein of 58 amino acids.
UAACUUCAAUUGCUCGAGCUGUCGGCUACACAUUCUCUCUUCUGCAAUCCCUUUAUCCUUCUAAUCUUCUUCUAUUAUUAUCUCAUUCAAUAUCGAAUCCAUCAGAUAUCGGGUUUUUCAGUAUUUUCAUCCACUAUCGAAUAAUCCGCUGAUGCAACUCCUUUUCCCCAUUUAUAUUAUUAUUAUUAUUAUUAUCAUCGUCGGCGACAGAUCUAUCACCGGCGACGGCGACGGCGACGGCGACAUCUCAAGGUAACCUUGAUGGGAACUAGAGGAGUUAUCGGGGAUAAAUGGUCCAUGAGGAUUCUCUGGGUCUGUGCCAUUGGAAGCGCAAUCGGCCUAUACAUGGUUGCUGCAGAAAGGCAAGCCCAGAACCGGGAGCAAAUGUUGGCUGAAUCACUAAAAGAAUCGGGUCCUGAUGAGGGAGAAGAAGUUUAACUAUCAAAACGUGGGUAUACAAGUUCUUUGAUCUGUGGUUUUGUCUGUUUCAUGGUUGUUUGGAGCUCCUCUUCAACUCAGAUAUACAAUGUCUUUAGGCUUUGGAUGUCUUGCUAGUAAUGAUUCAAUGCUGCUAAUAGGGAAAAAUCAGGAUUCUAUUAGCUAGACCCAUUGUCUUAAGGCGUAGUAAAAUAAAAUACUUGUACUGGUAGCUAACGGUUGGAUUUGAUUUGGUGUGGCCGUUAUUUGGGUGGCUAUUUGUCA